GGGCGGGGUUGGACAUUCCGGGAGUCGGGGAGCAGUCUCCGGACAGGAUGUGAGAGAGGAACUGGGGUCUCCAGUCACGGGAGCGAGCUGGGGCUGCAAGCGAGAAGGGAUCGUGGCUGCGGUCUCCCUCUCAGGAUGCGGGUCCCCCGGCCUCAGCCCUGGGGGCUCUGUUUCCUGCUCUUCCUUCUGCCCGGGACCCUGCGCGCAGACAGCCACCGCUCCCUGCUGUACCACUUCACCGCCGUGUCCUCCCCGGCCCCGGAGACUCCUGCCUUCUGGGUGUCGGGCUGGCUGGGCCCGCAGCAGUACCUGAGCUACAAUAACCUGCGGCCCGAGGCUGAGCCCUGCGGGGCUUGGAUCUGGGAAAACCAGGUGUCCUGGUAUUGGGAGAAAGAGACGGUAGACCUGAGGAACAAGGAGAAGCUCUUCCUCGAAGCUGUCACAGCUUUGGGGACAAAAAACCCCUACACCUUGCAGGGCCUCCUGGGCUGUGAGCUGGGCCCUGACAAUAUCUCAGUGCCCGUGGCCAAGUUCGCCCUGAAUGGCGAGGACUUCAUGACGUUCGACCCCAAGGCGGGCGCCUGGAACGGAGACUGGCCGGAGGUCGAGCCCAUCACUGCCCAGUGGAUGAAGCACCCGGAGGUUGUGAACAACGAGAAGACGUUCCUGCUGCACUCCUGCCCGCAGCGGCUGCUGGACCACCUGGAGAGGGGCCGCGGGAACCUGGAGUGGAAGGAGCCACCCUCCAUGCGCCUGAAGGCCCGACCAGGCAGCCCCGGCUUCUCUGUGCUCACCUGCAGUGCCUUCUCCUUCUACCCGCCCGAGCUGCAGCUGCGCUUCCUCAGGAACGGGCUGGCCGUUGGCACCGGUGAGAGCGAGCUCGGCCCCAACGGCGACGGCUCCUUCCACGCCUGGUCGUCGCUAACGGUCAAAAGCGGCGACGAGCACCACUACCGCUGCGUGGUACAUCAUGCGGGGCUGCCACAGCCCCUCACUGUGGACCUGGGUCCCUUGGCCAGUACGACUGGGACUGCUCUUGCUAUGGCUGGUUCUUUCAUCCAACCUGGGAACACUCUACCCAGACCAAGAAGAAUCAGCAGGCAAGUCCUCGAUGCCAGUGGUUGGAAUCGUCAUCGGCCUCUUACUGCUCACGGCAGUGGCUGCAGGAGGAGCUCUGCUGUGGAGGAGGAUGAACAAAGGGCUGCCAGUGCCUUGGAUCUCUCUCCGUGGGGACGAUGGCGGGGCCCUCCUGCCCACUCCCGGCCUGCCCAAGGAGGCUGACUCCUAGGAUAUAAAAGCAUUCUCGGCCACGGCCUGAGUGUCCCCAUCCUGGCUGCUACUAGCUAAUGUAGUCAGGUCCCUUUUGUGCUGUGAGACAUCCUGGAAUACUGGUUAUUUCUGAGCCUCCAGAAGAAGUCCUGGGCCCGGUGUCCUCCCUCUGGAUUGUUCCUUCUGUGGUCUGCCUCAGUUUCCCCUCCUAAAAUAUAUGGCUCUUAUCCACCUCCACAUAUAACAAGAAUUUGGGCCAGAA
Pteronotus mesoamericanus is the source of this 1531-nucleotide messenger RNA. It is a transcript of the gene FCGRT, whose product is annotated as Fc gamma receptor and transporter. Lineage: Eukaryota; Metazoa; Chordata; Mammalia; Chiroptera; Mormoopidae. The transcript is spliced from 8 exons. Gene Ontology annotation, molecular function: beta-2-microglobulin binding. The coding region runs from base 136 to 1281 and encodes 381 amino acids. Gene Ontology annotation, biological process: immune response. Gene Ontology annotation, cellular component: external side of plasma membrane. The record is from RefSeq and is a predicted model, not a curated record.